This is a messenger RNA of Mytilinidion resinicola, 1708 nucleotides long. RefSeq lists its product as uncharacterized. Gene Ontology annotation, molecular function: DNA-binding transcription factor activity, RNA polymerase II-specific; zinc ion binding. Lineage: Eukaryota; Fungi; Ascomycota; Dothideomycetes; Mytilinidiales; Mytilinidiaceae. The transcript has 5 exons. The coding region runs from base 49 to 1533 and encodes 494 amino acids. Gene Ontology annotation, biological process: regulation of DNA-templated transcription. The record is from RefSeq and is a predicted model, not a curated record.
UGCUUUCACAGAACAACAGCCGCACUAAUUCACAAGCGCCUGGUAGACAUGGUGUACUGUGGGAGGCCGAGCAAGGGAUGUCAACCUUGUCGUUCUCGGAAGACAAAGUGUGACGGAGCUAUUCCAGCUUGUUCUCAAUGCUUGAAAGCUUCCCGCGAAUGCUUUGGCUAUCGCAACGAGCAGUCUCUGAUAUUUCGAGAUGAAACCCGCAAGGUCGUACGGAAGGCCCGAGGCAGUAGUUCUACACUAUCGCCAUCUACUCCAGAAACUAGUCCUAGUACUUUAGCUAUUAUUACUCCCUCCCGUCUAAUAGAGGACGAUGCGGCAUCUUUUUUCUUCUUCCAUUAUGUAUUGAAAGAGCCCGCGUUCGCGAAUGGGCUCUACGAUUUUCUUCCUACGCUGUAUUCUCAAGGUUCAUCGGCAGUAUUUCAAGAUAUUGUAACUGCGACGGGUCUAGCAGGUCUCGCGAACCUGAAAAGAUCACCUACGCUCAUGCAUGCCGCAAGAGCCAAACAUAGUACAGCACUUCGCACUGUCAACGCCUCCCUUCAAAACCAGCAGACAGCAACCUCCGAUUCGACCUUGAUGGCGGUCCUCUUGCUCGGGCUUUUUGAAAACAUCACUUGUUCGUCUCCAAAUUCAAUUCAUACGUGGGCUAAACACGUGAGUGGAGCGCUUACGAUAGCUCGUAUGCGUGGACGGCAACAGCUUGAACAUGACCUUGGGCGUCGACUGUAUCUGCAUCUCCGAAAUCAAGUGUUGAUCGACUGUAUGCAAAGGCAGGAGGCCAUACCAGACAUCAUCACCGAAUGGAAUGCAAGCUCAUUACGUUCUGGACACUUUGAAGAAGCAAACGGGCUUGGGUUUGUGGAACCUCGCUUGUUCCAAAUCAUGGCUCAGCUUGCCGCUCUCCGUCAUAAAAUCAAAGUCAAAGGUCAUUCACAUGCAACUACUGCAGAGGCAGUAUCCAUUGACAACGACCUCAUUACAUGGGCAGCGACAGUUUCUUCAGACUAUGCAUAUACUACGGUGUCUCAUAGUAGUUCCAACUUCCCAUUCCCGUAUUAUCACAACUACAAAUUCAUCUGGAGUGCUACAUGCUGGAAUAUAUAUCGUACUGCCCGGAUAUUUGUCUCCGACAAAAUAAUUCACUGGUACUCAUCGUCAAACUCCACUGUCGCGUCGCAACAGAUACUUUCCGGAUAUAUCCAAAACGAAGCAGUGCUUGCAGACGAAAUCUGUGAAAGCGUGCCUUAUUACUUUGGCGGAGACCCAGAAUGUGUUGAUUCCUUGCCAACCGCUCCUAAAGCAGCUUCGGGCUUUGCCCUCCUCUGGCCUCUAUACGCAGCUGCAACGACAUACUAUCCGAGCAAGUUUCGAACUGGCUGGAUUGUAAAGCAGUACGACGUUAUUGGAAAUAUGCUAGGUAUACGAUUGGCAUCUGUGUUUGCGAGCACGCUCAGAAAGAACCAACACAUCAGUGUCUGGGAUCGUGACCCGGCCGAUUGUAUUGAAGAUGAUGAGGUGUGGUGAAUGAGGGAGGAAUUGUCUCGUUAGCAUGCUAUCUAACAUCUCGGCCCGCCUGCUCUGAAAAAUAUGCAAUAUCUGACAGGGAUGUUGGGUCUAAUGUCCCCCCGCCGUUAUCGGCCUCGUUGUAGCUUUUUGAUCAAUUAGCCCCGCCGGCAUAACAAGUUAUAUAUUGCUAUUU